Molecule: messenger RNA, 3653 nt
Organism: Hipposideros armiger (great roundleaf bat)
Lineage: Eukaryota; Metazoa; Chordata; Mammalia; Chiroptera; Hipposideridae
Gene: EMP2
Product: epithelial membrane protein 2
Exons: 5
Coding region: 200-703 (167 amino acids)
Biological process (GO): positive regulation of integrin-mediated signaling pathway; cell adhesion; regulation of cell-matrix adhesion
Cellular component (GO): cytoplasm; plasma membrane
Molecular function (GO): protein kinase binding
Source: RefSeq, a predicted model, not a curated record
AGGAGGAGAGUGUGGGGAGGAGGCUCUGCACCACCGAGAGAGAGGAGGGAGGGCGCGCAGUCCCAGCCCAGAGCUUCCAAACAGCCCGGCGGCCUCGCCUCGCGCCCCAGCCCAUCGGUCGGUCCAGCCGCCAGCGCCCGCACAUCUGUCUGUCUCUGGGCUUUCAUCGUGACCCCUUGGCCCACCGUGCCCUGUGAAAAUGUUGGUGCUUCUGGCUUUCAUCAUUGUCUUCCAUAUCACCUCUGCGGCCUUGCUUUUCAUCGCCACCCUCGACAAUGCCUGGUGGGUAGGGGAAGGCUUCUAUGCAGACGUCUGGAAAAUCUGCAUCAACAGCACAAAUUGUACAGAAAUCAGUGAUGCCUUUCUCGACUACUCCACGAUGCAGGCUGUCCAGGCCACCAUGAUCCUGUCCACCAUCCUGUGCUGCAUCGCCUUUCUGAUCUUCCUGCUCCAGCUCUUCCGCCUCAAGCAGGGAGAGAGAUUUGUUUUAACCUCCAUCAUUCAGCUCCUGUCAUGCUUGUCCGUCGUGAUUGCAGCUUCCAUUUACACAGACCGACGCCAAGAACUUCACAGCCAAAACCAGAAUUUCUAUGCCCUGACCUCGGAAGGCACGUACGGCUACUCCUUCAUCCUGGCGUGGGUGGCCUUCGCGUUCACCUUCAUCAGCGGCCUCAUGUACCUGAUACUGAGGAAGCGCAAAUAGACACCAGGAGCUCGGCCGCUUUCGCCGCAGUACAGAAUCCACAUUCAGAUAACCGUUUUGUAUAUAAUCAUUUUUUUUUGUUUGUGGUUUUUCUCGCAAACAUAUUGUUUCCUUUAAAAGCCAAAAAAAAAAGGAGAAGAGUUUUUGCAUUCUUGAGAUCAGAGAACAGACUAUGAAGGUUGGGAUUCAGAACCCCUCCGCCCAUCCGAAAGUCUCAAACAAGACAAAGCCAAAAGUCCAGCAACGCUCAAAUCCAAAAAAUGUUCUGCAGGAUGUUGCUUAACCACCAGGAUGUGAUGUGAUGACUAGAGACCGAGAAAGCCGGGUCUGGGGGGACACCUUCCCCUAGGUUUAGGCCACGCCAAGCCCCCCUCCAGUCAGCUUCCCUCCCCGAAUCUCUCGGUGUUAGUGAUGGAAGGUGGGGCGAGGGGGGGCAGGUGAGGGGUGAAAGCUCCUCAGGUGUUCAGCCAAGUUCCGAGCAAGAAGCAGGUGUGGCCUCUGGUAUUCCGUCUAUAUCCAGACCAGAGCCCUCACCCUCCCGUAAUGGACAGGGUGCAGAAAGUGUCACCCAGAUUGGCAGACAACGUCGCCUGCUUGCUGCCUUAGGGAGGGUGAUCUUUAACCUGGGGGUCAGAUGUGGGCUUCCCCUGACACAGAGCAUCUCAACCUGUGGUCCCCAGCGCUGCUUGUAAGAUGCAGACUAUCGGUUCCCCCUCAGACCUACGGAAUCGGAGUCUUCAGGAGUGGGGCCUGGCAGCCUGCAUUCCUAACAAGCUCCUUGGUGAGGCUUACAACGUGCCUUAAAGUUGGGGACCACAGCCCCAGGGUCCGGGGAGCAGAGCUGCCUCACAUAUGUUAAAGAUGUCCUCAUGACAAAGGUGGGGGGGUGGGCGUAGAACCCACUGCAGGCCAAAGCCCUGGCCUCCAUCAGCUCUGGAUCCAACAACGUCUCCCACAGCUGCAUACAUCUGGACCAGCCAGACUCCAGUCGCAGCCACGCACCCCGACAGCCAGCCACCCUGGUGGGGCAGGCCCUUUUUCACUCUAAGUCAGAACGCCUCUGCCUUCUCUUCCUACCCUGCCCUCUAAGCUGGCUGGCCUCUACUAACCCCAUGUCUAGAGCCUCCAGGGGACCCAUCCACCAUUCAUUCAUUCAUUCAUUCAUCCAUCCAUCCAUUCAUUCAUUCAUCCAUCCAUUCAUUCAUUCAUCAGCAUAAGUUACAAAAUGCUAUGUGUGCCAGGCACAGUGAUACCAUGUUGAGAUAAUCUCUCUCCUUAUGGGGCUCAUUGUCUAAUCGAGGAGAUGGAUUAAAAACCAAUUAGGAAAACUAAUUACAAACUGUGUUGAAGGCUGCAAAGAACGCAACCAAGAAUUGAAAAGGGAGGCCCGUGGGGGUGGAGGGGACUGGCUGCACACCUGCCUACCCUUAAAUGUUCCUGGAGGCACUGAGAUCAGCCUAAAUAUCGCUCGCACAGCCCGUGCAGAUGGCAUGUACUGGGCAGUGUCAUCUGUUCCACCCAGAGAACAUUUACUUCUGUGGAGCGUCUUCAGGGUUCUGACAGCCAGUGAAGCAGUGAGAGGGACCCGGAUUACCACGGUUCUCAGACUUCAGUGGGCACAGGUGUCACUUGGGAGAGUCUGCCAUGCCAGGGCCGGGGUGAGCGAGUGCUGCAGAUCUUCCUGAGACUACACUGAGAAACAGGGCUUUGGGGAGUUUGUCUUUAGGUGUAAAAGCACCAUGCGGGGUGUGGCAAUGCAGGUGACCCCGGGGAAAUGCCGUUGGAGGAAGCUCUGUGCCUCAGUGCCUUUUUCCUCUGCUGUUUCGAGCACACUGCUGGGGAGGUGUGCCUGGGCCCGUGUGAGACCUGCCUUUCACGUCUUAGCGUGGGUGCUACUUAAAUGCUUCUGCACUUGACCUGCUAAGUGGCGUGAUUUGCCAUCGGCCCAGUCCCCAUGGAGCUGGAGAGGCAUCUGUUUUGAGUAGUUUUUGGGCCAUCACGGACUCCUCUUUAGUUCAGGACUGGGUGAUCUGUCCAUCUACUCAUUCUUUCAUUGAUUCAUUGCUUGUUCAUUUUCAGCAGAGUACUCCACGCUUACUAUGUUCCAGGCACUGUGGAAGGCUCUGAAAACAGGGGUGAGCAAACCCAGACACCCUCUCUGAGACAGGAUAUCCUCCCCACGGAGAGGCCACCAGCACAGUGCAGGGUGACAUCAGGCCAGUGACGGGAUAGAUUGCCACCUUGUGCCAUGAUGGAAAACUGCCACUAGACAUGUGAUAGGUAGGAGUGUGGGUCACAGCCCUGCGGGUUGCAGCAUGCUAUGCCAGCCUCUGGAGGAAGGUGGGUCUAAAGUGCCCUAAGCUUUCUACCCAGGUGGCUUUCUCUAUAGUUUCCUGGUGGCCACAAUGGAAGCAAACAACCCUCAGAACCAGAAAUCUGGUAAGCCUGAUCCCCAAGCCGUGCAUGAAUUUCCUUCCCCCAAAACUUCAGGGGUGUAUGAGACUCUGAAAGGACCCCACGGGUUUUCCUGGCUGGUUGCCACUACCGUAUAACAUUCAGUGCCCACAUCCCUCUGCGAUGCCAAGGUUUUGUGACACACGAGAGCUGCCUUUCCCCGCGGGGUGACGCGCACUGGGGAGGUAGGAAACGUGAUGGCGUGAGAGAGAAAAUACUCAAACUUCUUACCUGUAAGCAGAAUCCGCCGUCACUCGGUGCUUACUGUCAGUUAUUCGAGAACUACAACAGAGGAAAGUAUCCGAGACAUCCAAGAAGCAAAUAUUUAUUAGGACCAAAUCUGUUAUGUAACAACUGUGUUGGAAGGAACUGUAGUUUGCGCAUUUUAGGACAUUUUUAAUAAAGUACUGUAAUUCUUUCGUUGAGGGGCUCUGGAUGGAGACAGACUAACUCGUUUUGUUAUUUGCAUUAAAAUUACUUGGGAUCUCUGUUCAAA